AUGAAAUCAAUGCAAAAAGUCAAGAAGAUGUACAAUUCUUAUGCAAUUGGAUUGGCUGUAUCAUUAUUUAGUUUUAUUGCAGGAAUGGAAUUAUAUUCUUAUUUAAGUAUUAAGAAUUCUGAAAUUUUUACAACUUUAUAUGAAAAACCAACAAAAUUUGAAACAAAUUUAUUAAAAUCAUGUAAUUAUUUAGGUGCAAUUGGUAAGUAUCAAAUGAAGUUAUAGAGAAUUUCGCUAACUGAGAAUAGCUGGUAGUGUAAUUGGAGGGGAAAUAGCUGAACAUUUUGGUUUUAUCAAGUCAAUGGAAUGUCUUUGCAUAUUUUGGAUUAUUGGUAUCAUAUUUACGUUUGUUCUGGAUACAAUUUCAAUGUUAAUUUUAGGAAAAAUCAUUAAUGGAGUUGCAGUUGGAAUUACAUUUAUUAGUAUACCUAUUUAUCAAUUUGAAAUAAUUCCAAUAAAGAGAAGGGGUAGGGUAUUAUCAUUAUUUUUAUUUGUGAGUAAUUUGGGUAAUUUAAUUCUGUUUCUAAUCCCCAAUAUGUUAAUUGAACAAAAGAACUCCACUUAUAAUGCAAAAUAUGUCAGAUUAUAUUGGCUAAUUGAAUUAAUUCCAUUAAUUUUUGCAAUUGUUAUGUUACCUUUCAUUCCUGAAUCACCAAAAUGGCUUGCAGUUAAUAGUGAUUGGUCAACAGCUGCUGAUGUAUUAGAAAGUAUAGAAAUAAAGAAUAGUUCAACCAAAGAUUUAAAACAACAAAGAAAGAUAAAUUUAAAUAGGGCCAAAUUGGGAGAUAAACAUUUCGUAACUCAAAAUUAUUCCUCAACCAGUGAUGAUUUGAAGAGUUGUUCAAUUAAUAGGUUAUUUGGAAAGAGAUAUAUUAGAGAAACAAGUAUUGCAAUUAUAAUGAAAUUUUUAAUUGAUUUUAUCGCAAUUUCAAAUAUAUCUGAAUCAAUUGAUUAUAUAAGUGAAUCAUGUCAAAUUAGUACCCUUGAUGAUUUUAAAACUGUUCAAACUGCUCAAUUGAUUGCAAGAGUUGUUUUCUCUACCAUUCCAAUUUUAAUUUCAGAUGUUAUGAGACGGAAAGAUAUAUUAGUUUAUGGUACUUUUUUAGUUACGUGUAUUAUGUUUUCAUAUAUGGUUGUUUUCUUGGGAUUUUCUAAACCUAGAAGUGUUGCAAGUCAUAGUGAUUGGUUUCUUAAGGUUGAAUUUUUUGGUAAUAGUGCUUCUACAGUUUUAGCAUUAACUGGUUUAUUAGAUGUUUUAUAUUAUACUAUGAUUAUUCCAAUAAGUUGGUUAUAUACGAUUGAAAGUUUAACACAUUCUACAAGAAUUAGAGGUUGGAUAGUUGUUACAAGUUUACAUUGGUUGUUUGAAAGUUCAAUAUCUUUAACGUUUCCAUUUUUGUUUCAACAUUUGAAUGGUUGGAUAUUCUUCAUUAUUAGUUUUAUAUGUUUAAUAACUUUGGUAUUCACAACGAAAUUACAAGAAACAAAGGGUAAGAUAUUAAUUGAAAGUGGUUAUCGUAAUAUUGGAUUGAACAGCAGUGAAACAGAAACAACUGUAUCAGCUAAUAAUUAUAAAUCAGCUUUAUAUGAUGAAAAAAUGAGUAUCAAUAAGAUUAACACACCACCAUUAAAUCCAUUUCAAAGUAAAUGGGAGCUUAAGCAAAAGUUGGAUAAGGAAAAUGAUGAUUAUCUUUAG
Messenger RNA from Insectozyma verbasci, 1696 nucleotides. NCBI's taxonomy places the organism in Eukaryota, Fungi, Ascomycota, Pichiomycetes, Serinales, Debaryomycetaceae. The record is from the annotation of a GenBank genome assembly.